Molecule: messenger RNA, 1107 nt
Organism: Lolium rigidum
Lineage: Eukaryota; Viridiplantae; Streptophyta; Magnoliopsida; Poales; Poaceae
Product: probable cysteine protease RD19D
Exons: 3
Coding region: 1-1107 (368 amino acids)
Cellular component (GO): lysosome
Molecular function (GO): cysteine-type endopeptidase activity
Source: RefSeq, a predicted model, not a curated record
AUGGCCGCCCGGCUUGUCCAUCUCCUUCUAGCGCUCGCCUACGUGACGUCGCCCAGCGUCGCCGGUGCUUCCGGCUACGACGUCAUCCGCCAGGUGACGGACACCGGCUACGGCGCUGGACUUCCCGGGCUGCUCCUGGAGGCACAGUUCGCGGCGUUCGUGCGGCGGCACGGCAAGGAGUACUCCGGCCCGGAGGAGUACGCGCGCAGGCUGCGCGUGUUCGCGGCGAACGUGGCCCGCGCCGCCGCCCACCAAGCGCUCGACCCCGGCGCACGCCACGGCGUCACGCCCUUCUCCGACCUCACUCAGGAGGAGUUCGAGGCGCAACUCACGGGCCUCGUCGGCGCUGACCACGUCAUGCGCAGCGUGCAGGGGAUGCCGGCCGCGGCGACGGUGACGGAGGAGGAGGUGGCCGCGCUGCCCGCCAGCUUCGACUGGCGCGACAAGGGUGCCGUCACUGAGGUCAAGAUGCAGGGUGUGUGCGGCUCGUGCUGGGCUUUCAGCACGACCGGCGCGGUGGAGGGCGCCAAUUUCGUCGCCACGGGGAAGCUCCUCAACCUCAGCGAGCAGCAGCUGGUCGACUGCGACCACACGUGUGACGUGGUGGCGAAGAACGACUGCAACAACGGCUGCUCCGGCGGGCUGAUGACGAACGCGUACGCGUACCUGAUGAAGGCCGGCGGGCUGAUGGAGCAGGCCGCGUACCCGUACACGGGCGCGCAGGGGCCGUGCCGGUUCGACGGGAGCAAGGUCGCCGUCCGCGUCACCAACUUCACGACGGUGCCCCUCGACGAGGACCAGAUGCGGGCGGCGCUCGUCCGCGGCGGGCCCCUCGCCGUGGGCCUCAACGCAGCCUUCAUGCAGACGUACGUCGGCGGCGUGUCCUGCCCGCUCAUCUGCCCGCGGGCGAUGUUGAACCACGGCGUGGUCCUCGUCGGCUACGGCGCGCGCGGCUUCUCGGCGCUGCGGCUCGGUUACCGCCCCUACUGGCUCAUCAAGAACUCGUGGGGGAAGCAGUGGGGCGAGGAAGGCUACUACAAACUCUGCCGCGGCCGCAACGUCUGCGGCGUCGACAGCAUGGUCUCUGCCGUCGCCGUGGCGCCGUGA